Molecule: messenger RNA, 818 nt
Organism: Myzus persicae (green peach aphid)
Lineage: Eukaryota; Metazoa; Arthropoda; Insecta; Hemiptera; Aphididae
Exons: 3
Coding region: 300-797 (165 amino acids)
Source: RefSeq, a predicted model, not a curated record
AAUGUUUAGUGUUGCCUUACUGAUUACUGAUUACUAUACAAUAAUAUUAUGAAACAGUGUGGGUGGGUACGUGAACUGAGAAUAACAGCAGUGUCCAUAGAUCAGUAAUUCAGUGAACGUCUGGUAUUCAAGAACGAAGUGUCAUUUCAUACUAAAUUUUAAAAUUUUAAAUUCAAAUAGUAUAGUAUAAAUAAUAAUUAAUAACUCUUCCGUACAACAAAUAUUACAUCAAAACUAUACAGCAUUUAUACAAUAUUUUCUACAUACAGCUUAAAUCUAAAAGUUGAUACCUAACCAUCAUGACUUCAAUGCUGUCAUUUGUGUUGCAAAACGUACCAAGUGAGUGGGAAUCUGUAACCACAUAUAAUAGCAGUUACAAACUAUUUGAUGUACAAAUCCAUACUAGAGAGGCAGAACAUGUAAAAGCAAUGUUUAACUCUACAUUAUUAAGCAUUAAUACUAUUCGAAGGGUCCAAAAUCCUUUUCAGUAUGGUCGUUUCAAGUUGAGACAAGAAAUGGUGGAUUCUUAUUCAGUGAACACGGUGUUUCACAUUGUACACCUAAGUGACCUAGAAACAGCUUUAAAGUAUACAUGUGACUACAGGAGAUAUAAACAAGGAUAUCUAUCUGAGGGUGAUAAUAAACAACCACGUUUUUAUGACAAUGUCCAGAGUGUUAUUUUCAACUUGCCUGCAUCAAUGAUAAACGAUAUUUGCGUAUUGGUUGUCAAUAAAAUAUCUGGUAACACUAAGACGCAAAGUGAUUACUAUAUCCAAUACGUUGUUGAUUUCAAAUAAACUUCACUAUGUCUACUAAUA